AUGGCAUCCGAGAAAAAUAUCAUGAUGGUUGAUUUCGAAGGGGACCACCCUCAUGACUGGCCACAGUCUCGGAGAUGGCUUAUCAUGGUCACUGUGGCUAUUCCAUUAUUCUUAAUGCCUCUUUCUUCAACCAUCACGACUCCCGCGGAAGGGGCUAUUGCUGCCGAAUUCAAUGUCACAUCCUCUGUCGCCGGACCGCUUGCACUGUCCUUGUUCCUUCUCAUGUACUGCCUUGGACCUAUCCUUCUUGGUCCUUUGAGUGAACUUUAUGGACGAUUGCCAGUGUUACAGGCAGGAAACUUAUUCUACUUUGCCUUCAACCUUGCUGCUGGCUUCUCGAAAAGCAUGCCGCAGCUUUUGCUAUUUCGUUUACUGAGCGGAACGGGUGCGAGUGCCUCAUUAGCGGUUGGAGCGAGUAUGAUUGGAGAUGUCUUUCGGAAGGAAGAGCGAGGGCUCCCCGUAGCUCUGGUCAGCAUGGGCCCGGUGCUGGGAUCUUGCCUAGGUCCCAUAGUUGGUGGUUUCAUCGCCGACUACUCCACCUGGCGUUGGGCAUUCUACGCAACAUCUAUUGCAUCAGGGGCAUUCCUGGUCUUAUGCGCCAUUAUGGCACGAGAGAGUUACGCUCCAGUUCUCCUUCAGCGCAAGAAGGAAAAGAAAAUGAAGGAAUACAUUGGAGAAAAAGACGGAGCCAAGCCAGUCUGGAAGACUCUAUAUGAGAAAGAAAAUGAGACUCUUGGUCAGCGCUAUCGACGAACACUCUUUCGAUCCCUAUACUUCCUCUGCACUCAGCCCAUUGUACAGGCCCUGGCUUGUUAUUAUGGAUACCUCUAUGGGAUUGUGUAUCUGCUUCUUUGCAGUUUCUCCAACCUAUGGAAAGAUCAAUACCAUAUGAAGCUCAGCAUAGGCACGCUCAACUAUAUUGCGCCUUGCAUUGGCUAUCUAUUUGGAGCAGCCGUUUGUGCAUUCCUUACCGACCGGGUCUAUCGAUACCAAGUGGCAAGGAACCGUGGUGUCGGCAAACCUGAAUUCCGCCUCCCAAUGAUGGUCCCAGCAUCCUUGCUCGUACCAAUCGGCCUUUUGUGGUUUGGAUGGAGUGCGGAGUACAAGGCACACUGGAUCAUUCCUGACCUUGGUAUUGCGCUGCCACUGAUGGGUGCUACUGUUGUUUUCCAGUGUGUCAGUGCUUAUCUUUUGGAUACUUUCCCGGUGUAUGCCGCGAGCGCAAAUGGAGCAGUGUAUAUUUUGCGGGGAUUGACAGGGUUCGGGUUUCCCCUCUUCAGCCCAGAGAUGUACUCAGCCUUGGGAUAUGGAUGGGGAAACAGCAUUUUGGCAUUGCUAGCACUGGUUGUUGGGUGCCCUAUUCCGUUUAUAUUGUGGAAGUAUGGGGAGAAGUUCCGAGCCAGGAGCAGUUAUGCGGAUCAUGCGAAGUAG
This is a messenger RNA of Penicillium brasilianum, 1431 nucleotides long. Lineage: Eukaryota; Fungi; Ascomycota; Eurotiomycetes; Eurotiales; Aspergillaceae. The record is from the annotation of a GenBank genome assembly.